UUGAAAUUACUUUUCAAAGGACCAGAUUCACCAUUUGCGCAGAUAUUACGUCCAGGUUCACAACGUAGAGGCUAUUAUAAAUUGACGCAGCUUUAGGCAGAGACAGACAGAGAAGAACGAAAAUCAAUAGGGAGCUCUUGCAGUUGCAGACAGGGGUGUCUUUUCUUUCAUCCUUUCCGCAAUUCAAUAUCUCUCUCUCUCUCUUGCUCACUACAUUUUCGACCGAAAUGGCUGAAAGCGCGGUGGUGAACAGGAAGCGCAGCGGCACGGACGACGUCGUUUCGGAGAACGACGGAAAGAGGAAGAAUGUGGUGGCACCCGACAUGGACCCUGCGGCGGCAUUGGCCUUGACGCGGCACGAGUUCGGGGAGCACGGUGGCGUGAACAUGUCGAUCGAGGCCUCGGCUACGUUCACGGUGAUGGAGCCGGAGACCCUCUGCCGCAUGUUCACUGGCGAGCUGGGCCCCGACCGCGACUUCUUCAUCUACAGCCGCCACUUCAACCCGACGGUGCUCAACUUGGGCCGCCACAUGGCCGCCCUGGAAGGCACGGAGGCCGCCUACUGCACCGCCAGCGGCAUGGCCGCCAUCUCCUCGGUCCUCCUCCAGCUCUGCAGCUCCGGCGGGCACGUGGUGGCCUCCACCACUCUCUACGGCGGGACCCACGCCCUCCUCACGCACUUCCUCCCCGGGAAAUGCAACAUUAGCACCACCUUCGUGGACAUCAGUGAUUUGGAAAGCGUGGAGAGUGCGAUCGUGGAAGGGAAGACGAACGUCCUGUACUUCGAGUCCAUGGCGAAUCCGAGCCUGAAGGUCGCAAACAUUCCGGAACUGUGCCGCGUGGGACACGCAAAGGGCGUCACAGUUGUCACCGACAACACCUUCGCUCCCAUGGUCAUCUCCCCCGCUCGUCUCGGCGCUGACGUCGUCGUUCACAGCAUCUCCAAGUUUAUCAGUGGGGGUGCUGAUAUUAUUGCAGGGGCUGUGUGCGGGCCUGCGAGCCUAGUGAAUUCGAUGAUGGACCUUCACGACGGGUCCCUGAUGCUGCUGGGUCCAACAAUGAAUGCGAAGGUGGCGUUUGAACUGUCAGAAAGAAUCCCACACUUGAGCCUUAGGAUGAAGGAGCAUUGCCACCGUGCGUUGGUGUUCGCCACAAGGCUCAAGAAAUUAGGGUUGAAGGUGAUCUACCCAGGCCUUGAAGACCACCCACAGCACGAAUUGCUGAAAUCAAUAGCCAACAGGGAAUAUGGGUAUGGUGGACUUCUUUGCAUUGACAUGGAAACGGUGGAGAGGGCAAACCUGUUGAUGGCUCACUUGCAAAACGAUGCUCAAUUUGGAUUCAUGGCUGUUAGCUUGGGGUAUUAUGAGACCCUCAUGUCCUGCUCUGGUAGCAGCACUAGCAGUGGGAUGACUGAGGAGGAACAGAAGCUUGCCGGAAUCUCCCCAGGCCUAGUAAGGAUGUCAAUUGGAUACAUUGGCACAUUGGAGCAGAAAUGGAGUCAGAUGGAAAUUGCACUCGAUAGAUUUCAGGAAAAGCAGCCACUAGUUUAAUUCUAUUUCUAUUUAUUGCUACUAUUUUGUUGGACUAGCUACCGUUAUCAGCCGCUUCAGUACAAUAGAAUAAACUUCUACUGUUUGGUUUACUUUAUAAAGUUCUAGAUAGUUUUACGGUAUUCGUAUACUAUCAAGUUAUCAAAAUUAUGUUGAAAAUAAACCAGCUAGAAAAGAGUAGUACGAAGAAAAGGACGCCUAAACCUAGAAAUGCCAUCACCUCUUUUGUGAAAUUUGCUACACUGUAUGAGAAUAUGAUUGUGAUUAAGUAUUUUUAGUUUA
Messenger RNA from Glycine soja, 1832 nucleotides. RefSeq names its product methionine gamma-lyase-like. Gene Ontology annotation, molecular function: carbon-sulfur lyase activity; pyridoxal phosphate binding. Gene Ontology annotation, biological process: transsulfuration. Gene Ontology annotation, cellular component: cytoplasm. The record is from RefSeq and is a predicted model, not a curated record. The coding region runs from base 228 to 1550 and encodes 440 amino acids. The transcript has 2 exons. NCBI's taxonomy places the organism in Eukaryota, Viridiplantae, Streptophyta, Magnoliopsida, Fabales, Fabaceae.